Manihot esculenta (cassava) is the source of this 1268-nucleotide messenger RNA. RefSeq names its product probable methyltransferase At1g27930. Gene Ontology annotation, biological process: xylan biosynthetic process. The transcript has a single exon. Bases 42 to 911 code for a protein of 289 amino acids. The record is from RefSeq and is a predicted model, not a curated record. NCBI's taxonomy places the organism in Eukaryota, Viridiplantae, Streptophyta, Magnoliopsida, Malpighiales, Euphorbiaceae.
UAUUGCUUCCUCUGAACAAAGGGGAGAAAAAAAUCUAAGACAUGCAGAAUUGUAAAUACUACCUGCCCGAGAAACCAUGGCUCAUCGGCAUGGCAAUCGGCGGUCUAAUAAUCGGCUGGAUGAUGCUAUCCGGCUUCAUCCACUUCGGUGAGACCACCUUCCUCUGCUCCUUGGCCAGCUCUACAGCUCGUGAAAAGGCGAAGUAUGAGGAGACGCCGAUCCAGCUUCAAGCCAUCGUCCACUACGCCACCUCACGAAUCGUUCCACAGCAAUCCUUCGCUGAAAUCUCAAUCACCUUCAACGUCCUCAAGGCUCUCGCACCUUGCAACUUCCUCGUCUUCGGUCUCGGCCAUGACUCUGUCAUGUGGAACUCGCUCAAUCCACGUGGCACCACCGUAUUCCUCGAAGAAGACCCAAAAUGGGUGAAAUCUGUCCUCAAAGACGCCCCUAAUCUCCAGGCUUAUACUGUACAGUACAGGACGCAGCUCCGGGAAGCCGACCAGCUUCUCUCGACGUACCGGACAGAACCGUACUGUUCACCGUAUAAAGCAUAUCUACGAGGUAAUUACAACUGCAAGCUCGCAUUGACUGGAUUACCGGAGAUGGUGUAUGAUAAGGAGUGGGAUCUGAUCAUGAUCGAUGCGCCGCGAGGUUACUUCGCUGAGGCACCGGGAAGAAUGGGGGCGAUAUUCUCUGCGGCGGUGAUGGCUAGAGCAAGGAAAGGAUCUGGUGUGACGCAUGUGUUCCUGCAUGAUAUAGACCGGAAGGUAGAGAAGGUUUACGCAGAAGAGUUUUUGUGCAGAAAAUAUGUGGUAAAUGGCGUGGGUAGGCUAUGGCAUUUUGAAAUACCACCUGCAGCUAACUUGACCACCAAUGGAGGAGGUGACACCGGCGGCGAAUGGUUUUGCUAGAAAGCGGCCUGGCCGACGAUGCCGUUAAAAGAUUUGAGGAGGGACACGUAAGCUUUUUUUUUUUUUUUUUUAAAUGAAGGUUGAAUUUUAGAAAUAUUAAAGGAGGGAUAAGUUGGAUCAAUAGAAGAAAACGUUUCAUGUCAUUUGGAGUUGUAUAGGUAUAUGAAAUCUCUGGAUUCCCAAUUGGAGUGAAAUAAAUGUGGUAAUAAAUUAAAAAACUUCUAAAUAUUUUAUUUACUUUCAUGUUUUAUAUUCAUAAUAAAUUAUUUUGAUGGCACGUGUAGAUGGCUAGACGAGAGUUGCCCAGCCACCUGUUGAGCAGAUCAUAGGUUAAAACUGCUGCCUGGAAUAAUUAAA